UUCCUUAUGGUUCUAAGCUAGCCAAACAUUUAAGAUUGUGAAUGGUAAAAAAAUGUAAGGCUAUUUCAGCCACCCAAAACUUUGAAUUAUUCUAAGCAUCAUAAGAUAUGAUAUUGGAUAAAGUGAAAUAAUAGGAAGGAAGAAGAAACAUAUACUAACCAUACCGAAGAGAUUUUGUUGGAAGGAAAGAAAGAAAGUAGUUUUUUUGUUUUCCUAAAGGAAGUGCUUUUGAUGGUGGUUUUGAAGCUACAAAGCAUCCAAUUCUUCACAGCUCCUCCAAAGGAGAUUAGGAAUAGAAAGAUAAAGAGCAGAUUUAUUAGAUGUGGGAUAGCAGAGGCAUCAGGUGAGCCAGCUCCAUUGGGGCAGAAAACAAAGUACAAUGAUGGACCGUUCGAGAAGGUUUUUAUGACACUGUUUGCAAGGAAAAUGGAGAAAUUUGCAAAUGCUAAAGAGCAAAGGAAGAAGAAAGAAGGGUUAUGGUGGGAUUUUCUUUAUGAUUAUGAAAGGUUUGUUGAUGUUUCAAAGAGAGUAAUGCAAGGGAAAACCCGAAUGCAACAGCAGAUCGUCGUUCGUGAGGUUCUCUUGUCUAUGCUCCCUCCCGGCGCCCCGGCUCAGUUCAGGAAAUUGUUCCCACCAACGAAAUGGGCUUGUGAAUUCAAUGCUUUAAUAACAGUUCCAUUCUUUCAGUGGUUAGUCGGCCCUUCCGAGGUUGUGGAAGUGGAGGUAAAUGGUAUAAAGCAAAGAAGUGGAGUUCAUAUAAAGAAAUGCAGGUACCUAGAGAACAGUGGAUGUGUAGGUAUGUGUGUGAAUAUGUGCAAGAUACCUACACAAGAUUUCUUCACCAAUGAAUUUGGACUCCCUCUCACCAUGAAUCCUAAUUUUGAAGACAUGAGCUGUGAGAUGAUAUAUGGGCAAGUUCCACCACCAUUUGAAGAGGAUCCAGUUUCCAAACAACCUUGCUACAAAGAUAUAUGUUCUAUGGCAAUUACUAGUGCUCCCUUAUGUCCUAAAUUGCUAGCUUAAAUACAUUGGGGUACUUCUAGUAAUACACUCAUACAGUCAUACGUUGUUGGAUCCAUACUAGAGCGUAUAGAUUAUCUUGCUAGUCGGGAGGCAAUAACGUUGUUAUUUCUUUGCAAACGAUAUUGUGUUUGCUAGAUAAUAUACAAUCAAGAAGAUAAUCUUCUUAACAUGUUUAUAAGAAUAUAGGGAAAUUUUUCAUGGUGUAUAUUAUUUUUAUUUUGAUGA
This is a messenger RNA of Cucumis sativus (cucumber), 1248 nucleotides long. RefSeq names its product beta-carotene isomerase D27, chloroplastic. The record is from RefSeq and is a predicted model, not a curated record. NCBI's taxonomy places the organism in Eukaryota, Viridiplantae, Streptophyta, Magnoliopsida, Cucurbitales, Cucurbitaceae. The coding region runs from base 232 to 1023 and encodes 263 amino acids. Gene Ontology annotation, molecular function: iron ion binding. The transcript has 6 exons.